Molecule: messenger RNA, 2275 nt
Organism: Capra hircus (goat)
Lineage: Eukaryota; Metazoa; Chordata; Mammalia; Artiodactyla; Bovidae
Gene: SPSB2
Product: splA/ryanodine receptor domain and SOCS box containing 2
Exons: 2
Coding region: 275-1081 (268 amino acids)
Biological process (GO): intracellular signal transduction; proteasome-mediated ubiquitin-dependent protein catabolic process
Cellular component (GO): SCF ubiquitin ligase complex
Molecular function (GO): protein binding
Source: RefSeq, a predicted model, not a curated record
GCGGCCGGGGUCCUGCCCCCUGCGCGCUUCGGUAACUUUCGGCUCGGCUCCUCCGGAGGGCCGGCGACCUCCCGGCACGCGAAGCCGGGCGAGGUUCGGGGGCGGUGACAGGGGCACGGAGCGGGUGAAGGAGACGGUCCCUGGCAGGCCCAAAGGCGGCGACCUCACGAGUCUCGAGAGGCCCGGACAGGUCGAUCCCGACCCGGAGCUCAACUUUCAGAAGAGAGACGCCGCAGCAAACCUCUCUUGGGGAAUCGUCCAGCUCCUCACCUCCAUGGGCCAGACGGCCUUGGCAGGGGGCAGCAGCGGCCCCUCCACCCCACAGGCCCUGUACCCUGACCGGUCUCGUCCCGAGGGCUUGGAGGAGCUGCUGUCUGCUCCCCCUCCUGACCUGGGGGCCCAGAGGCGCCACGGCUGGAACCCCAAGGACUGCUCGGAGAACAUCGAGGUCAAGGAAGGGGGCUUGUGCUUUGAGCGGCGGCCCGUGGCCCAGAGCACUGAUGGGGCCCGGGGGAAGAGGGGCUACUCGAGGGGCCUGCACGCCUGGGAGAUCAGCUGGCCCCGGGAACAGAGGGGCACCCACGCCGUGGUGGGCGUGGCCACAGCCCGCGCCCCGCUGCAGGCUGACCACUACGCGGCGCUGCUGGGCAGCAACAGCGAGUCGUGGGGCUGGGACAUUGGGCGGGGGAAACUGUACCAUCAGAGCAAGGGGACUGGGGCCCCCCAGUAUCCACCUGGCCCUCAGGGUGAGCCGCUGGAGGUGCCAGAGAGGCUGCUGGUGGUGCUGGACAUGGAGGAGGGAACUCUGGGCUACGCUGUCGGGGGCACCUACCUGGGGCCUGCCUUCCGCGGACUGAAGGGCAGGACCCUCUAUCCAGCAGUAAGCGCGGUCUGGGGCCAGUGCCAGGUCCGCAUCAACUACCUGGGCGAAAGGAGAGGUGAGGCCUGGGACGGGUGUGGGGUGAGUGUUCGGUCCCUGGUGGCUGUGGUUUGGGAUGGAUGCUCAGCGCCUUACAACCACAGAGGGAAUGGGCCAUCAUCUGACUGGUUUCCUACCCAGUUCAGUGCCAGGAUUGACUAAGGGACUUCACAGCUGUUACCUAAGUUCAUCUUCCUAACAGUCCUAGAGGUAAAAGUAAGUAAAAGAUGGGAAAGCAACUUGCUAGGAGGUGGUGAGUCCUCAGAAUGGAGGGACACACCCCAGGGAUUAGGGCUUCCCAGGAGAGCUCAGCCCCUAGAACAAGAGGUACAAAGGGUUAAAUCUGCCCUGGGCUAGGAGUCCAACUCCAGGAGGAAGAGGACCUGCGGUGCCAGGUGCCCAGGGCGUGUACCUGGCUCUUUGGGCUCUGACUCUGUGACAUAUACCUACUUCCUUCUUCAGCCAAACCCCAGGAAGGAGCCAUUGAGGCUGGGUAUCUGGAAGGAGAGCAGUGAAGGAGGCAGGCCUCGAGGUGGGGCUGCGGGCAGGGGCCUCCUUGGGGAACCAGGUAGCCAGGUCUUUCUACAGUUACAGAGUCUUCAGCGGAGGGUGGCUGCCUCUCCCCACUAUAGCCCAUGGGAACUAUUGUAGAGUGAAGAGGCCUGCCUUUUGCACAGUCCCAGUGCCAAGGCCUCUCUGGAUUCAAAGCCUGGGCCAGCCCCCUGUCAGAGCCGCCUUGGCCCCUUGCUUAGAGGGCUUUAGGGCUUCACCCCAACUCUGACUGGGGUCACGUGAGAUCUGGGAUGCCUCCCCCAGAGCAGAUGCAGAACUUAAGGGCACCUUAGGCCUCCCACUCAACCAUGGUGGGAGUGGACUUGCAGCCGGAGAACAGGGACUUCUGUUUUGAGGACUUCUGGCUGGAGUCGCACCCCUACUCACCUUCCCUCCUUCUCUUCCCCAGCGGAACCACACUCCCUUCUGCACCUGAGCCGCCUGAGUGUGCGCCACGCCCUGGGGGACACACGGCUAGGCCACGUUUCCGUCCUGCCCCUGCCCCCUGCCCUGAAGCGCUACCUGCUCUACCAGUGACCCGGGGGAACCACAUGUGGCCCUGAUGCCUUGACUCACCCCUCGGGGGCAGGAGGCACUGCUGGCGGAGAAUGGCUACCUACCACCAGGGAGGCUGCGGGCAGGCAAGGCUGGGUCCCACCCCCACCCCCCACCUCAGGUCUGAGUGCCACCGCUCCAGAGCUACCACCCAGAGGGCGGAAGGGACAGAGCUGUUAGUCAAGACUGUGGCAGCCUGGUACGCAAGACAUUUUUGCAAGUAAAAAUUAUAAGAGAUGUGCUGCUGUA